This is a messenger RNA of Acanthamoeba castellanii str. Neff, 2559 nucleotides long. Its product is annotated as protein kinase domain containing protein. The transcript is spliced from 11 exons. NCBI's taxonomy places the organism in Eukaryota, Discosea, Longamoebia, Acanthamoebidae. Gene Ontology annotation, biological process: protein phosphorylation. Gene Ontology annotation, molecular function: protein kinase activity; ATP binding. The coding region runs from base 1 to 2559 and encodes 852 amino acids. The record is from RefSeq and is a predicted model, not a curated record.
AUGGCCGCAAUCGCCCCCUCGCCGUCAUCUACGCAUCUGAAGCCACAAGUUCGGCUAGGAUCAUCAUCGUCAUGCUCGGCCGAGUAUGGUUUCACCAUUUCACCCAAGAACCUACAGAAGAAGAAACACAAGCUCGAAAAUGGAACCCCCCUGAAUGGAUGGAACGGCAAAGAGAAGAAGAAGCUACAAGAGGCCAUCGACAGCGUGCUCGAGGAAAAGAGAAAGAAGCAGCUGGGCAAGAUCAAACGAAGAACGCAUCGGCUGGAGGAGCUCUUCAACCGGCGCUCGGACGAUGAUAUCGAGGAGGACAGCUGGACAGCCAUCGCCUACGGGACAACGGCCACGACGGUCUCGACCUCGCUCACGCGCACCAUGAUGUUCGACCUCUCCACAGAGGGCACACGGCCCGUCGGCGGCAGCCUGCGAAGCGCGAGAGACACACCAGCCACGGCCGUAGCCGAGCCGCUGGUCUCCUCGCUGUCGGGUCCGCCGUCGCUCGGCAGCAAGGAGGUCCGCGCGCCUCGGCCCGUGCGCAAAGCCAAGUCGGCCAACGGGCGGCGACGCGCCCACUCCAAGUCGCCCUCGCGCUCGUGCAGCAUAUUCGACCCCCGCUUCUGGUCCUCCCCCGCCUCUGCCACCGCCGCCGCUGUGCCCAGCGACGUGGCCGUCACCGGCAACAGCAUCAACUGGCCUCCCGCUCCGGCGCAUAGCCGCAGCAAGUCGUCCAAGCAUGGCAAGUCCGAGCUCAACAACCUGUGGGUGUCCUCCGAGGACACCUUCUCCACUGCCCCGUCAACGCGCGCGGUUCGAUGCUCUACGGUGUCGUCGACCGAGUUUAAGCAUAUCAUCAAGGAGGGCAGCCCCAAGGACGCCAAGCCCCUCAAGAAGCGGCCGUCGUGGGAAAAGUUCUUUCCCAUGCAGAAAUCAAAGGUGGUGAAGGGCAAGUCGCCACGAGAGGGAGAGUCGCGGCGCGUGGGCAGUGCCAUCUUCACCUCGGGCAAGGACAGCUUCCUCCGCGGCGGCUCUGGCGGCGCCCCACCGGCCGCCCCGGCACCAGCCCCGGGCCACUCCGGGCUGCCGGGCGGUGUAUCGCCGCGGCUCGAGGAGCGGUGCAUCGUGCUGGACAGAUGGCUCAAGGGCCGGCCCACCUGGAAGGAGGUGUUUGAGCGCGGCCUGUUCAACACCAAGGCCAAGCUCAAGGGCAAGGGCAACAGCCCCAUCAACCUCUCCACCAACGCAGCGGUCCCCGCUUCCGGCGGCGGCGACCUGUCGAGCAGCGGCGAGCGGGACAAGGAGCGCGAACGGAUCGUUCACCACCACAACCAACACCACCACCAGAAGCGGCCCGGCGAGCGCGAGCAGGUGGUGGCGGCCCAGCGAAGUGUGAGCCUGCGAGAGCUGUUUGCGCGACUCGAGAAGGAACUGAACGCCGACGCGCCGAGCGACCUCAAGGAGCGGAUGCGGUCGUCGACGGACGCGCUGGAGCGGCUGCUGCAGGAGCGGCCGAGCUGGGUCGAACUCAUGGAGCGCGGCAUCGGCAAGGACGAGAAGAAGGAUCAACGGAAGAAGGAGAAGUGCAAGCGCACUCUGCGCUAUCUCCUCCGUAAGCGGAAGGAGAAGGAGGUGCAGACCCAGAAGGGCGCUGGCCUGGUGGACACCUAUUUUGAAAUCGGGCGGCCGUUGUCCAAUGACCCCGGCGCGUUGUCUGCUGUGGGCGGCCCCCAGCCUGACGCGUACCCGGCGGCGAAGCACGCGGGCGACGCGAGUGGGCACGACGGAGCUCCGUUCCACGAGGUCAACUUCUUCCACCUCGACUUUGUGGGUCCGAUCGGCGGCGGGUGCUACGGCAACGUGUACGAGGCCUUCAUGAAGGGCGAGACCCAGAAGGUGGCGGUCAAAAUUCUCAAGAAGGACCUCUUCCAGCCCGAGAAGGCCUACAAGCGCGAGGUCGAGGCCCUCAAACGCACCAUCAAGUCUCCCUACACCGUCAACCUUCGCGGUUACUGCACGGACCCCUAUUUCUGUAUUGUGACGGAGCUGUGCGAGGGCGGCAGCCUCGACAACGUCCUGCGAAAGGCGCAGAGCAAGCUCACGCUCGACCAGGCCGUGCGAGUGGGCCGCGAGGUCGCCGAGGGGAUGAAGUACCUCCACGCGCUCAAGCCGCCCAUCAUGCAUCGCGACCUCUCUCUCGGUAAUAUAUUCCUACAUCCGUCGGUGGAGGGCCGGGUAUGCAUCGGCGACUUUGGCGUGGCCGUGGACAAGCCCAAACGGGGCUCGGUGCGCUUCUCCAAAAACGGGAACCCGCGUUACAGGGCACCAGAGGUGUCGAACGGGGAACCCUACAGCCGGAAGGCGGACGUGUACAGCUUUGGGAACCUGCUCUUCGAACUGUUGACCAACCAAAAGCCCUUCGCCGAGGUGGAGGACAACAAGGUGGCCGAGCUCAUCGCCAAGGGCUGCACUCCUCGAUUCCCCGACAGCUGCGCCGUGCCCGAACGACUACGAAGAGCGGCCAUCGUUCAAAAAGGUGGCGGCCUUCCUGGAGGACCUCAGCGAUGA